AUGGAGAACCCACACGGCACCACGACGGCCACCUCGUCGCUGUCCGUCACUACCUCGAGCCAGAAUGGCAGUCUCGGCACAAAAGCCUCGCCUACGCAAUUGCUGUUUCCCCAAGACCAAGCCGCCAGCAAUCAGUCCGCGAGCCCCAGCGCCGCCCCAGUCCACCCCGCGUCUCCCCACACCAGCCAGCCGCCUCUGUCAACCCAGCCCCGUCGCUCACGCAGCCGGACGGCCCAGAGGCGCAUCAGCGGAAGCACGGCUACGAGCAGCAGCCCGGCUAGUCGAGAAAUGAGGGAGAAGAAGCCGACAAAAGGCAUCAUUGGCGUAUGCGCACUCGAGUCCAAAGCUCGCAGUAAGCCUGCGCGCAACAUCUUUGGCAAGUUGGUCGACGAGUUUGAGGUCAAGAUCUUUGGCGACAAGAUCAUCCUCGACGAAGCCGUGGAGAACUGGCCAGUGUGCGACUUCCUCAUCUCCUUCUUCUCCGAUGGCUUCCCCCUGGACAAGGCCAUUGCCUACACCCGACUGCGCAAGCCCUUCUGCGUAAACGACCUGCCCAUGCAACAGGUGCUGUGGGAUCGCCGCCUGUGUCUUGGUAUACUGGACAAGCUCAGCGUUCCUACGCCAAAGCGCAUCGACGUCAGUCGAGAUGGCGGACCGAAGCUACCGUCGGCUGAAUUCGCCAAAGCCUUGUACGAGAGGACAGGUCUGAAGCUGGAAGGACCUGAAGACGGCACUGGUGGAGGCUUCCAGGCUCCGAAGAACAUUGAACUCAUCGACGAUAACAACACCAUCCGCGUUGAUGGCGUUACCCUCACAAAGCCAUUCGUAGAGAAGCCAGUGAGUGGUGAAGACCACAACAUCCACAUCUACUUCCACAAGAAGGAUGGCGGCGGGGGCCGCAGAUUGUUCAGGAAGAUCAACAACAAGAGCUCGGAAAAGGAUGAAACUCUCGACGUACCGAGGGCCAUACUCGAACCAACAGGCAGUUACAUUUACGAGCAAUUUCUGCAAGUGGAGAAUUCUGAAGACGUCAAAGCCUAUACCGUUGGACCAAACUUCUGCCAUGCCGAGACAAGAAAGUCACCAGUAGUUGAUGGUCUUGUUAAGCGCAACCCUAGCGGCAAGGAAGUCCGAUAUGUCACGAAACUGAGCGAGUCAGAGGCCGCUAUUGCAGCAAAGAUUUCAGAAGGAUUUGGCCAGCGGGUGUGCGGAUUUGAUCUGCUCCGCACUGGAGACCAGAGCUACGUUAUCGAUGUCAAUGGGUGGAGCUUUGUGAAGGACAACGGCGAUUAUUACGACAAGGCGGCCAACAUCCUAAAAGACAUGUUCCUGAAAGAGAUCGCGCGGAAACAACGCAAAGAUGCCGCUCAACAUGCUGCUGCGGACGCACAAGCUGGUACAGACAUUCCUGGAAAGGGUGCUUCAAACCAUCGUAAGACUCUUGGGAAACUUUUCAAGAGUCCCAGCAUGUCGAGAAUGGGAAAUCAUGCGCACAACCUCCAUCAUAUGCGGCAAUCCAACACUAUGCCCUCGUCACCCGACACAUCACUCAGUUCUACCCCUAUCGCAUCCUCACCUAGUUUCGAAAAACCCAAUCCUGCUACAGUUCUGAGCCCAACAGCCUUUACUUCUACUUCAACACCAGAUGGCCCGGCGUCCGAGCCUGAUAUCACACUUCCGUCUGCGUUCGAAGAAGACGAUCUGGAACUCGAACCAGAAAGGUCAAUGUCAGAAGAUCAUCUAGAGGUACCCCCUCCAGCAACGGCGGCGCAGUGGAAGCUCAAAGGUGUUGUGUCUGUCAUUCGACAUGCGGAUCGCACUCCGAAGCAGAAGUUCAAGUACACUUUCCAUUCCAAGCCAUUCGUCGAUCUACUCAAAGGUCACCAGGCAGAAGUGCUACUGAUUGGAGAGGUAGCAUUGCAAAGUGUGAGCGAUGCCGUCAAGUUGGCUAUGGACGAAGGCCUGGAAGACUCCAAGAAGCUGCGUGAGCUGCAAUUGUAUCUGAAUAAGAAGGGCGCUUGGCCUGGAACAAAAGUGCAGAUCAAGCCUAUGUUCCGGAAGCGAAGAAAGGAAGAGCUGCUACCAGGAGAGACUUUACCCGAAGAAACUCCUGAGGCACAAAAGCCUGAGCCAACUGCUGAUGCCAAGGAGACGACCGAGGCUACUGGCGAAGAAGGCGGACCCGAGCCACUUAAGAACAGGAGUGACUCCAUGUCUGGUGUUACCUUGUCUCGUAUCACCGCGCAAGAUAACAACAUGGUACUGGACAAACUACAACUGAUUAUUAAGUGGGGAGGUGAACCUACUCACUCCGCUCGACACCAAACACAGGACAUGGGUGCGAACUUCCGCAACGACCUCUUGUUGAUGAAUCGCGAUGUAUUAGACGAUGUUCAUAUCUUCAGCAGCUCGGAGCGACGAGUGACCACCAGUGCACAGAUAUUUGGAGCGUCAUUCCUGGAAAAGGAACAAUACCAAUCUGAGCACAUCUCAGUUCGCAAGGAUCUUCUAGACGACUCGAACGCGGCAAAGGAUGUCAUGGACAAGGUCAAGAAGAAGCUCAAGACUUUGCUACGCGCGGGCGACAAAGCUCCACCUCAGUUCGCGUGGCCGAAAGAUGUACCAGAGCCCUACAUUGUCGUUCGGCAAGUGGUGGAUCUGAUGAAGUUCCAUCAGCGCGUUAUGAACCACAACUUCAAGAAGAUCGAAUCCGAAGCGAUCUCGUCGCUAGCUGCACUAGCAUCUCCACCAGGCGGGGCACAAUCGUCAGGGCAAUCCCAGUACACCAAUGUUAACCACAUUCAAUCGCGCUGGUGCUGUAAUGAAGGCCCUGAACUUUUCAAAGAACGGUGGGAGAAGUUGUUCAAGGAGUUUGGAGACGCUGAUAAAGUCGACCCAAGCAAAAUAUCUGAGCUUUACGACACGAUGAAGUUCGACGCCCUACACAACCGCGCCUUCCUUGAAUGGGUGUUUACGCCCGAUGCCAGCUUUGUCGAUGAAGACUCAGUUGCGGACGGGUCAAAGCAGACUACGCCUGACAACAGUUCCGGGAAGUCGAUACCAGUUGGCCCGAGUCCAUCAGAAGCUCAGUUGAAGGCGGAGGCGAAGGAGAAAGAACAGAGCACGGAAAAGACCCAUGAGCGCGGUAGCCUGUCCCAUCGCAUGGGUUUCAGGCGCAAGUCUGAGCUUACCGUCAAAGCUCCUGCGCCCCCAUCGUAUGUACACGAGUCGUACUUCAAGCUGUAUUCUGGUCUCGGGACCGCGACGUCCAAAGCACAGACUGAUGCGCGACUUGUCAAGUUACGUGAGAUGUACCACCUCUGCAAGGUCUUGUUCGACUACAUCGGACCACAGGAAUACGGCAUCGAGAGCGAGGAGAAGCUAGAGAUUGGCCUACUUACAUCGCUUCCACUACUCAAAGAGAUUGUUGGAGACCUGGAAGAGCUCCAGGCGUCCGACAUGCCGAAGAGCUUCUUCUACUUCACCAAGGAAUCACACAUCUACACAUUGCUCAACUGCAUUCUGGAGGGCGGUAUCAAGACCAAGAUCGAACGCAAUGCUAUUCCAGAGCUCGAUUACUUGUCGCAGAUAAACUUCGAGCUCUACGAGUCGGAGAAUGCUAGUAUCGAUGAUAAGCCGCACACCUUCAACUAUAGUAUUCGCAUCACGUUAUCGCCAGGCUGUCAUGCCUUCGCUCCACUUGAUGUACAAUUGGACUCACGCCAUAUGAUUGGCUUCGCGCCUCGUCGCAGCCUCACUCUCCACCAAGAUUGGAAAGAAGUCCUCGAGACUCUUCGCGCAAAGUUCCAUACCGUCAAACUCCCGAAAUCCUUCGUCGCCAUCGACCUCAGCGAAAAGGUUCCUGAGGCUUUCGAGCGUAGCACCAACGGGAAUGGGAAAGAGCACAACAUGACCGAGAGUGAAGAGCGAGGUCGAUCAGACGAGCGAGAUGAAGACGCGUCACACAUACCUAUUGCAAAUGAGAAGGGCGAAAUAAUAAGCCCAGGAGAGAUUGUAAGUCCGGAACGCUUGGCGCUUGAUAAGGAAAUCAGUCCAACGGGCUUACCGCCGCCGGCGCUAGACGUAGAGACGGAGUAA
This is a messenger RNA of Alternaria postmessia, 4098 nucleotides long. RefSeq lists its product as uncharacterized. NCBI's taxonomy places the organism in Eukaryota, Fungi, Ascomycota, Dothideomycetes, Pleosporales, Pleosporaceae. Gene Ontology annotation, biological process: inositol phosphate biosynthetic process; inositol metabolic process. Gene Ontology annotation, molecular function: diphosphoinositol pentakisphosphate kinase activity; 5-diphosphoinositol pentakisphosphate 1-kinase activity; inositol hexakisphosphate kinase activity. Gene Ontology annotation, cellular component: cytosol. The coding region runs from base 1 to 4098 and encodes 1365 amino acids. The transcript has 3 exons. The record is from RefSeq and is a predicted model, not a curated record.